Molecule: messenger RNA, 2779 nt
Organism: Dinoponera quadriceps
Lineage: Eukaryota; Metazoa; Arthropoda; Insecta; Hymenoptera; Formicidae
Product: mitochondrial import inner membrane translocase subunit TIM44
Exons: 7
Coding region: 16-1470 (484 amino acids)
Biological process (GO): protein import into mitochondrial matrix
Cellular component (GO): mitochondrial inner membrane
Molecular function (GO): protein-folding chaperone binding
Source: RefSeq, a predicted model, not a curated record
AAUUUCUAACGACAGAUGGCGAAAUUGGAGACACGUUGUGCAUUUCGUCAGCAUUCGACACAUUCACGAGGAAUUUUUUUUACCCAGGAGGCGGAUAAAUCUUUCGUAAAUAAAAUGUUCCAGAAUAUUGCAACAUGUAGAGCGUGCUUAAAGGGAGCUGUGCGAUCAGUACAAUCUACAGGAAAUUUACAAAAUGUCAAAAUGGCGAGAGAACGUUUGUUACUUUGGCAAACAUCGAUGGACAACAUGCUCCGUGUACAACCGAUUCGGUUGUAUUCAAAUCCAGCACGGCGGCCGAGUUUUCUAUCUCAGUUUGUCGAGAAUAUCAAACAAGAGAUGCGGAAGAAUAAAGAGAUGAAACAAUCUUUGGAGAAAUUUCGAGAAGAAGCUCAGAAAUUGGAACAAUCGGAGGCACUACGAAUGGCACGGCAAAAAUUCAAUACCGUCGAAUCCGAAGCUAAUAAAAGUUCGGAAGUUAUUAAGGAGAAGCUGGAUACACUGAAGGAAAAAGUGCAAGAAGUCAUCGACGAUGCGAGUAAAACUGAAUUGGGCAAACGCGCCGGACAGCUAAGCGAGGGAAUCACAAAGUCGGCCAGAGAUGCGGCGGAGGCGAUUUCCGAAAAAAGCCAAGCACUUGGUAAGACCGGUGCAUUUCAAACGAUAUCAAACACUGCGGAGGCUGUACGGAAUGAACUUGACCAACACGGAAUUCUAGGCCAAGUUUAUGUUCAACCUAAAAAGCUACGAAAAAGGAAGGAGGUAACGAUAGAGCUUAAAGAUAUUAUGCCUGAUCAAAAGACGACAGGUAUGGAAGUGCAUAAAGACUUUAUGUUUUCCAAUGCUUGGCAAAAAUUUAAGGAUAAUAAUCCAUACGUGAAUAAGAUAAUGGACUGGAAGAUGAAGUAUGAUGAGUCAGAUAAUGCGGUACUACGCGCUUCCAGAUUGCUUACAGACAAAGUUACGGAUAUUGUAGGCGGAUUGUUUCAAAAAACUGAACUGUCAGAGACUUUGACGGAGAUCUGUAAGCUGGAUCCCAAUUUCAGCAGAAUACAGUUUUUGAAGGAUUGCGAGACCGACUUUAUCCCAAAUAUUCUCGAGGCGAUGGUCAGGGGAGAACUGGAGAUUUUAAAAGAUUGGUGUCACGAAGCGCCUUAUAAUGUAAUCGCACAACCACUCAAAGAAGUACAAAAAUUAGGAUACCGUUUGGAUAGCAAAAUUUUAGAUAUCGAUAAUGUGGAUUUAUUGAUGGGCAAGAUGAUGGAUCAAGGUCCAGUUUUGAUCAUCGGUUUUCAGUGUCAACAAAUCAUGUGCGUGAGAAAUUCAAAGAACGAAGUGGUCGAAGGAGAUCCGCAAAAAGUGAUGCGUGUUAAUUAUGUUUGGGUAUUGUGUCGCGAUCGAACGGAACUCAACCCCAAAGCUGCAUGGCGUUUGCUCGAUCUCAGUGCUACCAGUUCGGAGCAGUUGGUAUAGUGAUGUAAAAACGCAAUACGAACUAUUAAAAACAUUCAUAUGACCAAACAUAGCGGAAUCAUUCACGCACUUCAUACAUUGCUAGACCAUUCGCAUUGUUAUAAAAUAAGUAAUUAUACAUGGAAUCCUUUAGUGGAUCGUGAUCGGCGAUCUAGUGUACAUAUAGUGCACAGCAUAUUUCCUGUAAAAAUUGAAAUGUUUAUUUAUAUCCGCAAGAUUCCUAGCAACGUAUGUAAACUUCGAUUACAUGAUGUAAGUACAUAUGCUAAAUACUGCAAAGGUUAUCUCUUAUAAUAUAUUUGUGAAAUCGGAUACAAAAGGAAUGCAGCAAACACUUCGAUCGUUUUCCAGAAUCGAUGAAAAUUGCGAGGAUAACGAUCACACAGUUUUUAUCUGUCUGGAAGUCAUCAAAUUGUAGUGCUGCCAACCUUUUUACCAUCAAUUGAGAAGUCAUUGGGAUUAAAAUGAUAUCCUCUUACGUGUGUAUGUACAGAAAAAGUGUAUUAAGUAAUUGUGCGAUUAUGUUUAUAUUAUUAUGUACUUUACAAAAUUUAUAUAAGUUUAUAAUAAUUACAUAAUAAUGAUAUACACAUAUGUUGUAUAUGUGUUUUCACACACACACACACACACAUAUAUAUAUAUAUAUACACACAUACGCACAAAUGUUUAUACAUACACACGUGUACUUUCGAAUUUAGAACGUUAAACAAUAUAAAAAAUUUAAUUUCAUAUAGAUUUAUAAAAGAAAAAAAAAAUAUUAAUUUUCAUACGUCACGUAUGAAUCUUACAGCUUACUUUGAGAUUAGAUUAAUACAGUAUUUAAAUGAAUGUUCGUUGAUUACGCGCAUACACCACCAACCAAAUCAUUUCUCAAAUCAUCUUUCAAAUCGUUUCAUUUCUUUCAAUGGUAAUUUAAUUUCAUAUUUUAAAAUAAAAGAUUUUCAUCAAAAUAUAUAAUUUCAAAAAAUAUUAGUAGAGAUAUACUUAUUUCUGUUGCAACUUUAUUUUACACUUCCAUACGAAAACGUAUAAUGCUGAAAAAGGAAAAAAUUAUGACAAGUCAGCCCCCGACACAUUUUCAUUAAGCGAAAAGUAGAUUUUAACUGGCCCGGUGAACCUGUUAUCAAAAUUCAACAAUUUGUACGAGGCACGCCGUAUAUAAAUAUGUACAUAUGUACAAGCCAAUACAGCCGAUUGUAAUGUAUAGCCAUGAAAUUGUUAAGAGAACUGUUGAUUAUUUUUUAAGCAUUAUAUUAUACAAUUUUAGCUCUGAUCAGUUCGAGGAGGAAAUAAAGUGAUAUUCGGUGAA